AUGAGCGCGUAUACGAAAUCGAUCGCGGUCUCAGCCAAGCCCAUAGCGCUUUUCACAGUCACAUUCGGCAUCACAGUCUCCAUCGUGCUUCUCAACCGCCCAAACCCGCUUCCGAUUCAACCCGACCCGAUGGCGCGGAGCUUUGUGCUGUGGCUGCACGGGCUGGGCGAUUCGGGCCCUGCCAACGAGCCAAUCAGGACGUUCUUCACUUCUUCGGUGUUCAGGAAUACCAACUGGUCCUUCCCUUCAGCUCCUUCCAAUCCUGUUACCUGUAAUUACGGUGCUGUGAUGCCUUCAUGGUUUGACAUUCAUGAGAUACCGGUGACGGCUGACUCUCCAAAUGAUGAGAGUGGUUUGCUCAAAGCAGUUCAAAAUGUCCAUGCGAUGAUAGACAAAGAGAUAACUGCAGGAACCAAUCCCAAAAAUGUCUUUGUGUGUGGCUUCAGUCAAGGAGGUGCCUUGACAUUGGCAAGUGUUUUGUUGUAUCCAAAAACCCUUGGUGGAGGUUCCGUAUUUAGUGGAUGGGUUCCUUUUAGUUCAUCAAUUUUGGAACGAGUCACAGCAGAUGCAAAAAAGACACCUAUCCUGUGGUCCCAUGGGAUGGCGGACAGAACCGUACUUUUCGAAGCUGGACAAGCUGGACCACCCUUUCUUGAAAAAGCCGGUAUAAGCUGUGAAUUCAAGGCUUACCCUGGUUUGGCUCACUCCAUAAGUCAAGAAGAGCUAAGUUAUUUGGAAUCGUGGAUAAAAUCUCGUCUUCAGAGUUCGUCUUGA
This is a messenger RNA of Striga hermonthica, 774 nucleotides long. NCBI's taxonomy places the organism in Eukaryota, Viridiplantae, Streptophyta, Magnoliopsida, Lamiales, Orobanchaceae. The record is from the annotation of a GenBank genome assembly.